Sarcophilus harrisii (Tasmanian devil) is the source of this 2047-nucleotide messenger RNA. It is a transcript of the gene CDO1, whose product is annotated as cysteine dioxygenase type 1. The coding region runs from base 346 to 948 and encodes 200 amino acids. NCBI's taxonomy places the organism in Eukaryota, Metazoa, Chordata, Mammalia, Dasyuromorphia, Dasyuridae. The transcript has 5 exons. Gene Ontology annotation, biological process: L-cysteine catabolic process. Gene Ontology annotation, molecular function: ferrous iron binding; cysteine dioxygenase activity. The record is from RefSeq and is a predicted model, not a curated record.
AAAGGGGAGCGUGAGGCUGGAAGUAACUGAGUUGGGCUGCAAAGGGAGGGUCGUUUCUUUUCUGCGCUUGUAAUCGAACCCUCUCGAUUAGUCAACGACCCUGCACUUUGGGCUUUUGUGUGCAGUAUUUUUUUUUCCCCACUGUUACUGGUUUUGGUUUAUUGUUGCCUGGGCAUUUUGUUGCUUGCUUGUUUGCUUCCUUACUGGUUGGACGGGGGAGGGGGCGUUUCGGGUCCUUUCCCCUCCCCCAAGCACCGGCUCGCGUCCUUUACCUCCUUGCGGACUGCAAUCUUCAGUUGCUCCUAAAGGAGACCAAGCGGGUUGGCUGUCGAGCUGAAGGACAGGAUGGAGCAUACUGAGGUUCUGAAGCCACGGACCUUGGAAGAGCUGAUCCGGAUCUUGCACGAAAUCUUCUCCGGGGAUAGCAUCAACGUGGAAGAGGUGCAGUCCAUCAUGGAAGCUUACGAGAGCAACCCCACGGAGUGGGCAGCGUACGCGAAAUUCGACCAGUACAGGUACACCCGAAAUCUUGUGGAUCAAGGAAAUGGAAAGUUUAACCUGAUGAUUCUGUGUUGGGGUGAAGGACAUGGCAGCAGUAUCCAUGAUCAUACAGACUCCCACUGUUUUCUGAAGAUGCUUCAAGGAAAUCUCAAGGAGACCCUCUUUGCAUGGCCAGACAAGAAAUCCAAUGAGAUGGUGAAGAAAUCCGAAAGAAUUUUGAGGGAAAACCAGUGUGCCUAUAUCAAUGAUUCUAUUGGUCUACAUCGGGUGGAGAACAUAAGUCAUACAGAACCUGCUGUUAGCCUUCAUUUGUAUAGUCCACCCUUUGACACUUGCCAUGCCUUUGACCAAAGAACAGGACAUAAGAAUAAAGUCACGAUGACAUUUUAUAGCAAAUUUGGAGCAAGGACUCCAUUUGCAACUUCAAGUUCCUUGGAGAACAACUAAAGAGAUCCAGUUACUAGAGUAUUUUUCCUUUUAUUUUUUUUUCUUUUAAAAGUACACUGAAAUCUUAAUUGUGGACAAAGAACCACCAAUCACUUAUUGUCCAAUAGUACCUUUGAAUAAGAUGCUUAGAGAUAUUUUAGGGCAGACUUCUGGCUGCUUGUAGUUAUCUUGAAUGAAUGCUAAUGACAGGGGACUCUAAGUAAACAAUGCCAGGCUAUACUGGAGAGGAGAAAUCCUAUUGCUAUGGUCUUUAUAGUUGGAAGGCUUAAUCAGUUGCUCUCUUAGGCAUGUCUCUUAUUUUCAUGGUUCCUAAUUAGGAAAGGCAGUGAAGUCCUGACAACAGUUUUUGUCCAUCAUAAUUAGCAGUGAUUAGCAAUAAAACCAAGCCUAAGACCUCAUAACCCUACCUUUAUUAUCUUGAGAAUUAAGAAUACAGAUUUUCAUCACAUUUUAUGUUCUCUAAAAUGUUUUCAAGAGAAUUGUUUUUUGAAUGUAGAUUUUGUUGGGUUUUCAUCUUCACAAAUUCCUUUUCUGUGCAUAGAUCACUGUGUACAGAGACACCUAAGUCAAUUUUUCCUUUGGUUGUGAAAUUAAUGACAAGGAUGGAGAUGAAGUUCACAGCAAAAAGAAAUCACAAGCAUGUUUUAAUGUGACCAAAUACCUAUGUAAAAUACUUUUUGUAUUGCUACCAAAAUUGUCAUGUUAACUUGAAUAAAACUGAAUUUGAACAUAAUUUGGAAUGGUCCCAUGCCUUUCCAACUAUUCCAAAAAGGAACCUUAUCAACCAGGUUAUCUUCUACUUAUCACUUACGAUUAUAAGUUAUACUUUUCUCCCCUCCUCCUAGAAUAGUUUUCUCUAUUUAGGAGUCCAACAAAUACACACACCUUUUGAGUAUUACACUAGAUUUUCAGGAUUCUUGUUAGUUAUUCUGGCAAGAGGCUAUAUAUAAAGAUACUCUAAAUUCUUUCCAAGGAUUUAUUGAUUACUCAGCACAAACAUACUGUCAUCAGUUUUACAAGAGAAAGUUAACUUUGGUCUUGUCUUCAUGCAAGGUUAAAGUUAAAGAGAUAGUCCUCUCCACAACUCUACCCCCCCCCC